ACUCAGAGCUGGACUCUCUCUCUCUCUCUCUCUCUCUCUCUCUCUCUCUCUCAACCUACUUGUACAGAUAAAGCAAGCAAACAGCAACCAAAGCCUCCAACAUCACUUUUUCAACAAGAAAGAUUCAUGGGUUUUUGACAUUUAGUGGGGUGUGGUGUGGUGUGGUGGAAAUUGGCUUAAGGUCCCACAUGCUAAAGCAGAAAGUGUUAGAAUUCAACAAACUACACCACCCUAGUGGGCCUUCAAUUCCCUCCCCACCCUCCCUCUCUCUCUCUUCAGGGCUGGUCUUUUUGUAUGGUGGUUCUCGAGGGAGAGAACAUGUAGAUUCCUAGAAGUUUACUCUCUUUCUUAGCCUGGAUUUGCCUAGGAUUCAAAUAUUUUGCAGGAUUGGUUGCUGCUACAAAUGAUGGCGAGUAUGCCUUCUUACGUCAUGUAAUUCUGUUCUAUUGAUUAAGCAUACCUGAGAAUCGGGUGAUGUAUCUGUUCUCGGAUUCAUCAGAUUCUAUUGUUUCUGCAGAUUCUUGAAGGCUGCUAUUGAAAAAUAUUUCAAAAGAUGGGUUGGCUAAAAAAAAUUUUCAAAGGCUCUAGCUAUAAAGGGCAUUACCAUGAGAAGUAUGGAGAAGAUAGACACUGGGAUGAGCCUCGCCGUUCAGUGGAUGAUUUAUCAGAUUUUGAUAGAGAAGAGAUUGACUGUGCUAUUGCACUUUCUCUUUCAGAAGUAGAUAAAAAAGGAAAGAAGGUUAUUGAGGAAGAAGAUGAUAGUUCCUGCCAUUCAGAUGAAGAUGAAAAGCGUGCAAGAGCUGAGGAAGAUGAAAGGCGGGCAAGAGCAGAAGAAGAUGAAAGGAGGGCGAGAGCUGAGGAAGAUGACAGGCGUGUGAGAGCUGAGGAAGAUGAAAAGCGUUUGAGAGCUCAACUGGAGGAAGAUGAACAACUCGCUAAAGCUCUUCAAGAUUCAAUUGUGGAGUCACCUCCUCGACAUGAUUUUGGAAAUACAUUUUCACCUUUUCCAUUUCUCUUUUCAUCUGGUCACAGGAUUUGUGCUGGGUGCAAUGCUGAAAUUGGUCAUGGAAGAUUUCUUAGUUGCAUGGGUGCUGUUUGGCAUCCUGAAUGUUUCCGUUGCAAUGCUUGCAAUCAGCCAAUUACUGAUUAUGAGUUUUCUAUGUCCGGGAAUCGUCCUUACCACAAAUCAUGCUAUAAGGAACGUCAUCAUCCAAGAUGUGAUGUCUGCAACAACUAUAUCCCAACAAAUUCAUCUGGUCUCAUCGAGUAUAGGGCACAUCCUUUCUGGCUACAAAAAUAUUGCCCUUCACAUGAGCACGAUGGAACUCCUCGGUGCUGCAGUUGUGAAAGAAUGGAGUCCAGAGACACAAGAUAUCUAUCCCUUGAUGAUGGUCGAAAGCUAUGUCUUGAGUGCCUUGACUCUGCAAUAAUGGAUACUCAUGAAUGCCAACCUCUUUACUUUGAGAUACGAGAAUUUUAUGAAGGUUUGAAUAUGAAGGUGCAACAGGAAAUUCCUUUACUUUUGGUCGAGAGACAAGCUUUGAAUGAGGCUAUGGAGGGAGAAAAGAAUGGUCAUCAUCACUUACCUGAGACGAGAGGACUGUGCUUAUCAGAAGAGCACAUUAUCACCACUGUUUCAAGGAGGCCUAGGAUUGGAGCAGGCUAUCGGUUUAUAGACCUAAUAACUGAGCCUUAUAGGCUAAACCGUGAGUGUGAAGUGACUGCAAUCCUCAUUUUGUAUGGCCUUCCCAGGUUGCUGACAGGUUCAAUCCUGGCUCAUGAGAUGAUGCAUGCGUGGCUUCGGCUUAAAGGUUAUCCAAGCCUACGUCCAGAGGUUGAAGAAGGUAUAUGCCAAGUGCUGGCACAUAUGUGGUUGGAUUCUGAAAUCUACUCUAGUUCUGGAAGCGAUGGUGCUUCAUCAUCGUCAGCAGGUUCAUCGUCAUCAUCACCAUCAUCAUCAUCACCUUCUUCUGCAUCAUCAAAGAAGGGAAAGAGGUCCGACUUCGAGAAGAAACUUGGUGAAUAUUUUAAGCACCAGAUCGAGUCAGAUACAUCAUCAGCCUAUGGAGAGGGAUUCAGGCUGGGUAACAAGGCAGUGGGGAAAUAUGGCCUCUGGAGUACCCUUGAACAUAUUCGGUUGACCGGAACCUUUCCUGUCUGAUUUACUGAUUGGUAAAAACUACAACAAUAAUGAGUCUCUCUCCUUACAAAUACUCGAAUACUUUCAUUUAGUUCAUAGGAUCAAAACAUAAAAAAUGAAUACCUCUGGGAGACUGGAUUGUCAAUGAAAAUUCUCUUACCUGUAUGAAGUUGUAGUAAUGUUGCCUUAAAGUUGGUAUAACACUGCAUGUUAUGACAAGAUAUAGACUCUACAUAAUAUAGUGGAAUAUGUUUUUCAUCUUACAA
This is a messenger RNA of Hevea brasiliensis (rubber tree), 2406 nucleotides long. Its product is annotated as protein DA1-related 1. NCBI's taxonomy places the organism in Eukaryota, Viridiplantae, Streptophyta, Magnoliopsida, Malpighiales, Euphorbiaceae. The transcript is spliced from 13 exons. The record is from RefSeq and is a predicted model, not a curated record. Gene Ontology annotation, molecular function: ubiquitin binding. The coding region runs from base 554 to 2161 and encodes 535 amino acids.